Fonsecaea multimorphosa CBS 102226 is the source of this 2475-nucleotide messenger RNA. RefSeq lists its product as uncharacterized. The transcript is spliced from 3 exons. The coding region runs from base 1 to 2475 and encodes 824 amino acids. The record is from RefSeq and is a predicted model, not a curated record. Gene Ontology annotation, biological process: carbohydrate metabolic process. Lineage: Eukaryota; Fungi; Ascomycota; Eurotiomycetes; Chaetothyriales; Herpotrichiellaceae. Gene Ontology annotation, molecular function: aldehyde-lyase activity.
AUGCCUGGUGAAGUGAUCGAUCGCCCAAACCCCGAACCUGCGCCCUCGAAUGUCCCUGACUAUGUCUCGGAUCUGCUCGUCAAACUCGACAAGCCGACGUUGGCUGACAAGACCAAUGAUGCUAUUGCAAAGUAUAGGCGCGCAGCCAACUACAUCGCUGCCGCCAUGAUCUUUCUGCAGAAUAAUGUUCUUCUUCAGCGGGACCUGAAAUUUGAAGACAUCAAGCCCCGAUUGUUGGGCCACUGGGGGACGUGUCCUGGUCUUACCCUUGUCUACUCACAUCUUAACCUCCUGAUCAAGGCUCAUGAUCUGGACAUGUUGUACGUUGUUGGGCCAGGUCACGGAGCUCCAGCCAUCCUGGCCAAUCUGUGGCUCGAAGGGUCUUUGGCCAGAUUCUAUCCUCAUUGUUCGCAAGACGCCCAAGGUCUCCAUAACCUCAUCUCGAAUUUUAGCACGACAGGUGGAUUCCCAAGUCACAUCAAUGCUGAAACACCUGGUGCCAUUCACGAAGGUGGAGAGCUUGGGUAUGCUCUCAGCGUGAGUUUUGGCGCUGUCAUGGAUAACCCAGAUUUGAUCGUCUGUUGCAUCGUAGGCGACGGUGAGUGCGAGACGGGCCCGACUGCAACGGCGUGGCACAGUUACAAGUACAUCGAUCCGCGGGAGUCCGGAGCAGUCCUGCCGAUUGUGCAUGUUAACGGUUUCAAGAUCAGCGAGAGAACCAUCUAUGGGCAAGUCUCUCCCCCCCAAAUACAUCGGUGUAUGGAUGACAAGGAAAUGGCGGCCUUGUUCACCGGAUAUGGAUAUCAACCGAGAGUGGUUGAUGACCUGGACGAUAUUGAUGCAGACCUCUCUAACUCCAUGGAAUGGGCUCUUGCUGAAAUCAGACGAAUACAAGCAGCGGCCAGAAGCGGAAGUCCCAUAAUGAAACCACGUUGGCCAGUGCUAAUUCUCCGUACUCCGAAAGGAUGGUCUGGACCGAAGAAAGUCCACGGUCAAAUCGUCGAAGGCUCCUUCCACGCGCACCAGGUCCCUCUGCCUAAGGCUAAGACCGACUCCGAGGAACUGAAGCUGCUUCAAGGAUGGCUGGAGUCCUACAAGCCAAAGGAACUGUUCAAGGACAACGGUGAUGUAAUCGACGAUAUCAAGUCUACCAUCCCCGAGAAACCCGACCGCCGUCUUGGCCAGAAGAAAGAAGUAUAUAACGCCUAUCGAGGACUAAAGCCUAUUGAUUGGCGCAAUUUUGCUGUGAAAAAGGGCACUUCGGAGAGCUCCAUGAAAACUGUGGGCAAACUUCUCGAGGAGAUUGUCAAAGACAACCCCACCACAUUCCGGAUCUUCUCUCCAGACGAGUUCGAGUCCAACAAGCUGGAUGCAGUCUUGAGUUCUACCAAUCGCAACUUCCAGUGGGAUCAAUUCUCCAAUGCGAGGGGCGGUCGUCUGAUUGAGACCCUCUCCGAACACCAAUGUCAAGGCUGGUUACAGGGCUACACGCUCACGGGUCGAGUCGGCCUAUUCCCGAGCUACGAGGCUUUCCUCGGUAUCAUUCACACCAUGAUGGUGCAGUAUGCAAAAUUCGGCAAGAUGGGUCGCGAGUCAAAGUGGCGCAACGACAUUGCCAGCAUUAAUUAUCUCGAGACGUCGACGUGGACACGGCAAGAGCACAAUGGCUUCUCACACCAGAAUCCAAGUUUCAUUGGCGCGGUGUUGAACCUGAAGCCACAUGCCGCCCGAGUCUAUCUUCCUCCAGAUGCAAAUACUUUUCUCUCUACAAUGGCACAUUGUCUUCAAUCCAAGAAUUACGUCAAUCUGAUGGUGGGCUCCAAACAGCCUUCUGCCAUUUUUCUCUCCGUGGAUGAGGCCGAGAAUCACUGCCGUGCCGGUGCGUCCGUUUGGAAAUUUGCCUCCACAGACGACGGGCUGAAUCCAGAUGUGGUAUUGGUGGGCAUUGGGGCCGAAUUGACCUUCGAAGUCAUUGCCGCGGCAGACUUGCUUCGGUCGAAGAUGCCUGAGAUGCGCGUGCGAGUUGUCAAUGUCACGGACCUCAUGAUCUUAGGGGCGUCUAGCAGCCACCCUCACGCUUUGACAAAUGAUGCUUUCGACGCUCUCUUCACCGAAGACGUUCCCAUCCACUUCAACUAUCAUGGUUACGCGAAUGAGCUGAAAGGGCUCUUGUUUGGGCGCCCUAAUAUGCAGCGUGUUACGAUUGCGAGCUAUAACGAAGAAGGAUCCACCACCACUCCUUUCAAUAUGAUGCUUGUAAACGGUACGAGUCGGUACCACGUGGCUAUGCAAGCUAUCAAGGGGGCGGCGAAGCGGAACGAGAAAGUCAGGUUGAGAUCACACGAGGUGAUGAGCGAACUAACGGGAAUGAUCAGCAAGACGCAGAAAUACAUCAUGGACGAGAAAACCGAUCCGGACUACCUCAAUGAUAUUGGGAAUUUCAAGAUUGAUACGGCUUCAAUGAGUGAAGGAUAA